This is a messenger RNA of Cataglyphis hispanica, 1617 nucleotides long. RefSeq names its product vacuolar-sorting protein SNF8 (gene lsn). The coding region runs from base 663 to 1418 and encodes 251 amino acids. Gene Ontology annotation, cellular component: ESCRT II complex. The record is from RefSeq and is a predicted model, not a curated record. Lineage: Eukaryota; Metazoa; Arthropoda; Insecta; Hymenoptera; Formicidae. The transcript has 2 exons. Gene Ontology annotation, biological process: protein transport to vacuole involved in ubiquitin-dependent protein catabolic process via the multivesicular body sorting pathway.
CAGUUGCUCGCAUUCUGUUCUCGACUGCCUUUCUUUCUUCUCCCUCGAAAGUUGAAAUUAUAAACAUGCACACUUUUUUGGAUUCAAAGAUGUUACUAUUUUUGAGGAAACAAUAUUAUCUUUUAUAAUAAGGAAACUUUUUUAAAUCAACUCUAGCUGAGAACUUUAGUGGAAAAAUAAAUAGGAAGUGCAAUUGUUGCAAUUUUCAAAGACAAUUGUGAAGAAGACCCUUUUCUAUGCCGAAAAUGAUGUAAUUCAUCCGUUUAGCAUCAAGAAAACGUUUAAUCCCAUUUUUGUCUGUUAUUUACUUUGUUGAUAAAAUGGUCUAUCAGAAUGUAUUGCGCAUACACAAUGAUUCCUGACAUAAAUGUAUAUUUAAAAAAAUAAUCAAUUUUUUAUCUUGAAUGUGUCACGAGAGCCAUAAUUUUUCUAUAGUUUUAAAAACUCUAAUAUAAUUUUAGCAUAACCUCGACAUGUGUCAAAGUUGCGUAAUGGUUCUUAGGUCUACAAAGAAGUAGGUUAGUCGAACUGUCAAACUUGAGAGAGAGUGUCAAAGUUUAUGCGUAUACAUACAUAGUUUGAUAAGAAUUUAAUAUCAACAAAAUCUUUUCGAAAAACUUAAUUUAAUUUUUAUAAUCGAGAAACGCGCAUCAGAAAAAAAAAUGAGGCGAAAGGCGGGAGUGGGUGCGAUACAGAAGCAAAAAUUGGAGCAGGAGAAAUAUCGGGAUAAGAGCACAGAGAUUCAGGAGAAUCAGUUCGAGCAGAUGACGAAGCAUAUGGAGACAUUUCGUGUGAAUUUAGAAGAAUUCGCGUCGAAGCACAAAAACGAGAUAAAAAAGAACGCGCAUUUCCGUCGUCAAUUCACAGAGAUGUGCGCUUCGAUAGGUGUGGAUCCUCUGGCAUCUGGCAAAGGAUUCUGGUCGGUGCUAGGUAUCGGUGACUUCUAUUACGAACUCGCUGUCCAGAUAGUAGAAGUAUGCAUGGCAACAAAUUAUAAGAAUGGUGGCUUGAUAUCACUAGACGAGCUGAGAACGCGCUUGAUUCAAGCCAGAGGACGCAGAAAGGAACAUCAGGAAAUCACAAAUGAGGAUUUGUUAGCUGCCGCAAAGAAGUUGAGGAUAUUUGGAAAUGGCUUUUCUGUUGUUCCUAUUGGUAGAGGAAAAUAUUUAGUGCAAUCAGUACCUGGUGAACUCAGCAUGGAUCAUACUGCAGUAUUACGUCAAGCCAGUUUAUCCACAAAUGCUUAUGUCUCCAAAUCAAUUUUAUGCAAAGAAUUAAGAUGGGAAGAAGACAGAGCGCAGAAAGCUUUGGAUCAUAUGAUGAAAGAAGGACUGGCUUGGAUAGAUGAGCAAAACGAGGAUGAAAUAUUGUAUUGGUUUCCCAGUUUAUUCACAGCUUGCAUCGUCUCCAAAGAAUAAACUUUAUAUUAACCUAUCGACAUAUUAUUCUCAGAUAAGUAGGGAAUAUUUUAAAGAAAAACUAAUAUUGCUUGAGAUUUGUAUCUCUUUAUUAAAUAAAAAAAAAUCACUUGUCCUAUAAUAUUUAUGAGUAUACGAGAUCCAUUAUAUUCAUUGAUUCAUUUUUAUAGUAUAAGACAUUGUCAUCUAGUCUCAAAUC